GGAGGAGGGAUUACAUGCCCAGUCCGGCGGAACAUCCUCCCAGCACAUCUGAGACUCUGCACAGAACUCUGCGCAGACCCACAAGACCACCAGCAGCCAUGCUUGCGAAAUGGAAUGCAGCCUGGCUCCACUCUCACGCGGGUGGUGAAAAGUUGUGGUGAAGUGGAGUAGACGCCGCUUCUGUCGUUGUUGUGCAGUAGCAUUGGCCGAACCGAACCGAACCUACAGGUUGUUGUUGGGCCGGCUGGACGUAUGUGUUUAAGCGCACGGCUGUGGGACAUCCGGAAUGGCGAGUCUGUAGACGGAGACUCGCACGCACACGCGCAAAAGAUGGACGUGAAGGGAACAACAUUUGGAAGGUUUAUGAAUUGCAGGGCGCCAGCCAAUAAGAGAUACCAACCGACCGAGUACGAACACGCUGCUAAUUGCGCCACGCAUGGGUUGUGGAUCCUCCCGAGCCUGCUGGGUGGUUCGGUGCUGUAUUUCCUGUCAGGGGACCAAUGGCAUCGUGUUGCUGCUUGGCUUUACGGCAGCGGACUCACUGGCCUCUUUGUCACCUCAACGCUCUUCCACGCUGCCGCCUGGAAAAUCAGCCACCUCAGGAAGGUGGAGCAACUUUUCCACAUGUGCGACCGCAUGGCCAUCUACUUCUUCAUCGCAGCCUCCUACUCACCCUGGUUGAUGCUGAGGGAGCUGGGCCCGUGGGCAUGCCACAUGCGCUGGCUCAUCUGGGUCAUGGCUUGUUUGGGAUCCAUCUAUGUCUUCUGCUUCCAUGAGAGGUACAAGCUGCUGGAGUUGCUGGGAUAUGUGGCCAUGGGAGCUGUUCCUGCUCUGGUCAUUCUGUCAAUGAUGGACCACGCAGGAGUGUGUGAACUUGCCAUGGGUGGGUUCUUCUACGCCGUGGGCGUGGUCUUCUUCAAGAGCGACGGCUUUGUCCCGUUCGCCCACGCUAUUUGGCAUCUUUUCGUGGCAGCCGGAGCAGGGAUCCAUUACUACGCCAUCUGGAGGUACCUCUACUUGCCUCGGCCACUGCUGGAAACCUCCAGGUGAUGCGGAGACGUUCUCGUAAGGAGAGAGUUACAGGUUGAGGAAGCACAAGCUCGGCGGUCUGAGAUAAAUGAAUACAUGAAUCGGUAAUCUUAGUUUUAUUUCCGAAAGCCUAAUCUUAGCUGGUGAUCACGCAAUCAUUUUGUUUCAUGACCUCAGUUACAGAAUCUAAAGAUGUUCAGAUGACCAAUAUUUGGUCAAGUAGUUUUAAGACCAAAAGAAAUAUUUAGUUUGGUAUCCUUUCCACUCAUAAUGUGCCAACUAUUUCUGAAAGCAAAUUUCUAUUGAUUUGUAACAAUGUGCAUUUGAAGAAGUGAUGAGUCACAAAAUACGAAUAACAGUGAAUUGAUGACGAGCGUAUCAUAAAUUGCAUUUUUCUUUUCUGAUGUUUUCGUCAAAGCCCUUUCUCCUAGUCAAUGUCUGCAUUUCCUGUACGCCUCGAAAAUGCUUGACCCAUUUUCUAACUGGGCUCUGGAGACUUCGGUUCUUUUUUUACACAAAUCAGAUGAUCUAUUUUGUAAAUUUUUAUUUCUGAUAUGUCGCAAGAAAGAAUAAAGAGAUAAUAUAUUGA
Molecule: messenger RNA, 1618 nt
Organism: Syngnathus typhle (broad-nosed pipefish)
Lineage: Eukaryota; Metazoa; Chordata; Actinopteri; Syngnathiformes; Syngnathidae
Gene: mmd2a
Product: monocyte to macrophage differentiation-associated 2a
Exons: 7
Coding region: 253-1050 (265 amino acids)
Cellular component (GO): membrane
Molecular function (GO): pore-forming activity
Source: RefSeq, a predicted model, not a curated record